Xiphias gladius (swordfish) is the source of this 874-nucleotide messenger RNA. RefSeq names its product NADH:ubiquinone oxidoreductase core subunit S7 (gene ndufs7). Lineage: Eukaryota; Metazoa; Chordata; Actinopteri; Istiophoriformes; Xiphiidae. Gene Ontology annotation, biological process: aerobic respiration; electron transport coupled proton transport; mitochondrial respiratory chain complex I assembly. The transcript has 8 exons. Gene Ontology annotation, molecular function: 4 iron, 4 sulfur cluster binding; NADH dehydrogenase (ubiquinone) activity; quinone binding. The record is from RefSeq and is a predicted model, not a curated record. The coding region runs from base 83 to 742 and encodes 219 amino acids.
UUGCCAACGUCACUGCAGCGCCCUCGGCGGCUCGAGCUCAAACAGCCACAGGAAGCAGUUUGAUGUAACCAGAGCACUAAAGAUGGCGGCGUUGGUCGCACCUCGCCUGGCCCUGUUUGGCUCUUUUUCAACACGGCCUAUUUCAGUUUUUGCUGUUCAACAGAAGAAUCUGCACAGCAGUGCUAAAAGCGAGAAUACCCGCACGAGUGUGGUUCCAGUCAGAGAGAAGAGCACAGCAGUGGCAGCAGCCAAGCCAGCAUCCGUAGCCAGCAGCAAGGGGGAGUAUGUUAUCACCAAGCUGGACGACCUGGUUAACUGGGCACGCAGGAGCUCUCUAUGGCCUAUGACCUUUGGACUGGCGUGUUGCGCGGUGGAGAUGAUGCACAUGGCGGCGCCCCGUUACGACAUGGACCGUUUCGGAGUCGUGUUCAGAGCAAGUCCCCGACAGUCAGAUGUCAUGAUCGUGGCAGGAACCCUGACCAAUAAGAUGGCUCCGGCUCUGCGAAAGGUGUAUGACCAGAUGCCUGAGCCCAGAUACGUCAUUUCCAUGGGAAGCUGUGCUAAUGGAGGCGGCUACUAUCACUACUCCUACGCUGUCGUCAGAGGCUGCGACCGAAUCGUACCAGUGGACAUUUAUGUUCCAGGUUGUCCCCCCACUGCAGAGGCUCUCCUCUACGGGACUUUACAGCUGCAGAAGAAAAUCAAACGUGAAAAGAAGAUGAGGAUCUGGUAUCGGAAGUGAAUGUGUAAUAUGUAUGAGUGUAUCUGGUAUGUAAAUGGUGUAUUUCUGGUUUCAUUUGGAGCAACGCUCCUCCUCCAUGCAGAGUUGCAGGGAAUUAACUUCAAUAAAACCGUUGUUGUAAUUUACAGACAA